Messenger RNA from Colletes gigas, 2081 nucleotides. Its product is annotated as nucleolar protein 12-like. The coding region runs from base 162 to 2006 and encodes 614 amino acids. NCBI's taxonomy places the organism in Eukaryota, Metazoa, Arthropoda, Insecta, Hymenoptera, Colletidae. The record is from RefSeq and is a predicted model, not a curated record. The transcript is spliced from 4 exons. Gene Ontology annotation, molecular function: RNA binding.
AUUUCGUCCUUCCUGUUGGCGCUUAAAGUGUUUUCGCCGGUGUAACGUAGACAGUGUAAGCCGGCAUUUUAAAAAGUGAACUUGAUUUUGCCGGGUUGAUUUGCGUACAGAAACCUGGGAAUAACAUAUCUAUAAAGUGAUAAACAAAAUUACGAAGAAAGAUGGUUAAAACGGUAUCGGAAGAGAAAAAAGAUGCAACGUCUAAGGACGUUCUACGUACACCUAAAGAAGGAUUUAUACAAAAGAAAAAGAAUCAAAAGUUUAAACAAACCCCAACGGGCAAAGUUAAUUUGAUUAAUGGAUCAAAAGCAUCGAACAAUAGUAGCACAAAGCAGCAACUUUUGGACAAAAAAAAUAUUCCUCAAAAAGUAACAGAAAAGAACAAAGACAUGAAGAGGAAGGGUUCCCCCAAAAAUGCUAAAAAACAGCAAUCUAAAAAGGAAUUAAAUAAAAAAGAUUUGGUAGAAAGUGAAGAAGAUGACUCUGAGUCAGAUGAGGACAUUAACGAAGGAAUUGUAUUACAAGAACAAAGUUUUACACAAGAGAGCGUGGACAGUGAAGAUGAAGAGUCUGAUGAAGAUCAGAGCGAAGAGGAGAAGACUCUACCAAAUAUUCUUGGAACCAGUUUAGCAGAUGAUUCUGAUGAGGAUGAUGAAGAUUACAAAGAAGGUGAGGAAGAAGAUGAAGAGAUGAAGACAAAGAAAGGGGUGAAGAUGUUUAAAGGAUUGAAGGCAAACAACAUUGAAAACAAUGAUGACAGCGAAGAGGAAGAGGAUGAUGAGGAUGAGGAUGAGGAUGAGGAUGAGGAUGAGGAUGAGGAUGUGGAUGAGGAUGAGGAUGAGGAUGAGGAUGAUGUGAAUAUUGAUGAUGAUAGUGAAGAAGAAAGUGAUAGUGUUGGAGAAGAUGAUGAUGAUGAUGAUGAUGAAGAGUCAGAGGAUGAGGAGGAAGGUGAUGAAUCUGCUCUUGGUUUGAAAGCUCUCUUAGGUAACAGUCUUGCAGAUGAUGACGAAGAUGAAGAUUUUGUUGAACCAGGGGAAAAUGAUGAUGACAGUAGCGAGGAAGAAGAAGAUGAGGAGGAAGAGGAAGAUGAAACAAAUAAUAGUAUGUCCGAAAGUCCUGAGCAAAGUAAAAACCAUGAAGAAAGUUUAGAUGACUCUUUAGAAGAACUAAAAGUGGAUAAAAAAACUAUUUUUGUUGGCAAUCUUCCGAAAGAAGUAACAAGAAAUCAGUUGAAAAAACAAUUCAAGAAAUUUGGUAAUAUCGAUACUAUACGUUUAAGAGGAGUAGUCGCAAAGUCUAUAAAUGUACCUAAAAAAGUUGCUGCUAUUACUAAAGAUGUACACCCUAAAUUAAAAUCAGUUUAUGCAUAUAUUAAGUUUCAUACUGAAGAAUCUGCUAAAGCAGCACUAUCUAUGAAUGGAGAAUUAUUUUUGGGAAAUCACAUGAGAGUAGACACAACUAGCAAACCAGAAGAAUCACCUGACAAAAAAAAAUGUGUAUUUGUAGGAAAUUUACAUUUUAACACAGAUGAUGAAGCAUUUAGAAAGCACUUUGAAGAUUGUGGUGAAAUAGAGUCUGUGCGUGUAAUCAGGGAUAAUAGGAGUGGUAUAGGCAAGGGAUUUGGAUAUAUUAAUUUCAAAACUGAAGAUGCUGUUGCAUUAGCAUUAGAAUUAGAUGGUACAAAAAUUUUGAAUCGCGACAUUAGAGUUAAAAUGUUUAUGGAUCAAAAUGAAAGAGGCAAAGAUAGACGCGCAAAAAGAUCGCUUUCUGCGGAUAGUAAAAACAAAUAUUCAUUGAAAAAACAGAAAACGACGCGCAAGGGCAAUACCGCGAGUAGAGGGAAUGAAAAGAAAUUUGGUGGAAAUCAAACCAGUCCACAACAAUCAAAGACAUUUCAAGGGCAAAAAGCCGAUGAGAAGAAGAAGAGGUCACCAAAUAAAUUAGAUAAGAAAAAGAAAAUUUUGGCCGAAAAAUUGGCAGCCAAACCUAAGAAACCGUCAAAUUAAGUGGCACCAACGAAAAAUGUAUUCCUAACUUAAGGCAUUUUAUUAUUUUAAUUUUAAUCUGUUUGUUUAAUUUAU